Messenger RNA from Meyerozyma guilliermondii ATCC 6260, 981 nucleotides. Its product is annotated as cleavage polyadenylation factor subunit. Gene Ontology annotation, molecular function: mRNA binding. The record is from RefSeq and is a predicted model, not a curated record. Bases 1 to 981 code for a protein of 326 amino acids. Gene Ontology annotation, biological process: mRNA 3'-end processing. The transcript has a single exon. NCBI's taxonomy places the organism in Eukaryota, Fungi, Ascomycota, Pichiomycetes, Serinales, Debaryomycetaceae. Gene Ontology annotation, cellular component: mRNA cleavage and polyadenylation specificity factor complex.
AUGAGUCGCCAAGGACCUUUCGUCGGCUCGACCAUUCUCUUCGUCGGUCUGAUUCCCUUUGACUGGGAUGAAUCCAUGCUAAAACUGGUAGUCGCUGGCUCUGGAAAUAUCGUAGAUGUUCGAUUGGGAUUCGAUUUUGCAGGUAAAAACAAAGGAUACGGGUUUGUGGAGUACCAGAAUGCACAGGAGGCACAAAAAGGAUUGAGCUUAUUGAGUCAAAUCAUGAUAUAUCAACCAAAUGGUCAACCCAAACGCCUACGAGUCGAGUUGUCGAAGGAAGGUUUGCGUAGUGGAAAUAACCAAGAGAAAGCUUUGCUACCAUUGGACCGAUCGCGUCUCCCUAAUAAUGUCCAGCUUCCCCCCGAUAUGCUUUUCAAUGCCAAUAAUACGCCGCCUCCAACUUCGCAACAGAAUUCAUUACCACCACUGCUCCCACAAGCACCCUCUGCAUCGUUCGCUGGAAGUCCCAUGCCUCCUCAUUUACUCUCUGCCAACAGUACGCUUCCUCCUUUUCCCAACGGAGUUCUGCCGUUCGAAAUCCCCGAUAAAAUUAAUGAUACUUUGAGCAAGAUACCGCCCGCUCAACUCAUCGAAUUGAUAUCAAACCUCAAAAACAUUUUGACGGGACCAAAUGCAGCUCGUGCAGCUGAUGUGUUCCAAUUGUCUCCGCACCUUGCAUCGUCGGCCGCCCAGGCACUUUUGUUGAUGGGUUUCAUCGACUCUGACGUCAUUGCCGAGUCAAUGAAAAGUACUCAAGUCAAGCUGGAACCUGGGGUCAACUUCUCAAAACCGCCUCAGGCUCCCGUCCAAAAUUCCCGCUGGCCCCAUUUGCCUCCACAGACAGUGCAAAAGUUGACAACUAUGGCGCCAGAUCAGGCCGACCUCAUAGCACAGGUAUUGUCGAUUCCCCAGGACCAAAUUAAUGCUCUUCCUCCAGACAAACAAACCAUGGUUCUCACGUUGCGGUCUCAGUACUUGUAG